Messenger RNA from Dermacentor silvarum, 1956 nucleotides. RefSeq lists its product as uncharacterized. NCBI's taxonomy places the organism in Eukaryota, Metazoa, Arthropoda, Arachnida, Ixodida, Ixodidae. The coding region runs from base 1 to 1956 and encodes 651 amino acids. The transcript is spliced from 5 exons. Gene Ontology annotation, molecular function: nucleic acid binding. The record is from RefSeq and is a predicted model, not a curated record.
AUGGUGCUGGACACUCGGAGGCGGCGUUCUGCACCGGGUGCCGACGGGCUGACGUUCCAGACCCUUCGGAACAUCGAUGCGGCACAGCUACCUUCACUCCUGCAGGAGUUCAACCACGUCUGGCGCACCGGCUGCGUGCCUGCUACGUGGAGAGAGGCCGUCGUCGUCCCUCUGCUCAAAAGCGGGAAGCCUGCCGGGUGCAUUGGCUCGUACCGCCCCGUCUCGCUGACGUCGGUCGCCGCUGACUCGCUCUCUGAGGUCGUGGCCACGCUCGAGGAGUCGUUGAGCCGCCACGAGGCCGGCUGCUAUCUCAUCCUGCUCGACGUGCAGAGCGCCUUCGACGGUCUCCCCCAUGCCACCAUCAUCGGGUGCCUCCACGAGCUGGGUGUCACCGGCCGCCUCCUGCAGUACAUCCGUGCUUUCCUGACUGACCGCACGCUCCGGGUGAGGGUCGGCGGGGCGUUGAGUGAUCCUCGCGGCGUGUUUUCGGGUGUCCCGCAGGGCAGUGUUUUGAGCCCCUUUUUAUUCAAUUUGGCCCUUUCGCGGCUCCCCGAUUUCAUCCCGAGGACAACGUCGCACGAGGUCCGUUCGGCCAUCUACGCGGACGACAUCGCUAUCUUUGCGUGCGGUCCCACGGAAGUCGGCUACCUUGUGCGGGCAUCGAUCCAGACGGCAGUUGACGCAGUGGACGAGUACUUCGCCAGCAUCGGGCUACAGCUGUCUACUGCGAAAACAGAGGCGCUGAUGGUGCACCCCCGAGCCGCGCGCGCGCGCUUCGAAGUCCCGCCGCUAACCCUGAGGGGCCGCCCUCUCCCGUGGCGCAAGAGCGUCCGCUACCUGGGGCUGCAGAUCGACUGCCGCCUCAACUUCAACGCGGCAGUCUCUCAUCUCUGCAGGGAGUCCCGCAAAGUGGUGGGAGGGACUCUCGCUGAAGCUGGCAACUGGCCGCCGUCAUUGCGGGCGAAAAAGCAAGCGCUGCAUCACAUUGAACGCUUGCAGCGCUCGCUGCCGGGACAGCGCCUUGUGUGCCGCCUCCACUCGUUGCAUAAUUCGGGCAUGGGCAGGCGGGCCUCCGAGUAUACCCUGCUCAUCGACUCGUACACGCAGCUCGUCGCUCUGCCGCAACUGCCGCACGCCUCCAGCCUUCUCAAAGUCAACAUCAAAGUGCCUGGUGUCUCAUCCAAGCGCCAGACGGCUGUUUGCGCCAUGCGGCAGGAGACAGCCGCGCUAAUGCACGAACAGCUGGGCGGCCGCCUGCUCGUAUUCACCGAUGGCUCGGUGGCAAGGAACGGACCCGGCGCUGCAGCCUGCACGGCACCGGACAUCGGCGAAACGCGGCAGUGUCGCCUUCGCUUUGCCGUGUCGUCAACGGUGGCCGAGCUCGCUGCGAUCGACCUCGCAGCCGACCUGCUCCUGCAGCAGCCUGACGUUGUGGCGGCGGCUAUACUCAGCGACUCUCGUGCGGCUCUUUCCUUGCUGGCGAGGGACUUCGUCGGAGGGCCGCUGGUUCAACGAUGGGUUCCGGCUCACAUCGGACUAGAGGGCAACGAGCACGCCGACGCUCUCGCCAAGGAGGCACACGCUGAGCGCUUCCCCCUCUCCCCUCUGGUCACGAGCUUCGACUCGGCCAGGACGACGAUACUGCGCAGCCUCUCCGCGCAACACCCCGACGCGCGCGUGGCUUCAGCUGCUGCGCGAACUCAUAGACUCAGGGGAAUCGGCAGUGGGGUGUGUGCCAACUGUGCCGACAUGGAAACGCUGGAGCAUCUCCUUCUACACUGCCCUGCUUUCGGUGUUGAGAGAGCGGUGCUCACGGACUCCUAUCACCGAUACGGUCUCCCGGCCAACUCGCUCAAGGACCUGCUUUUCCCGGAUGCCCACAGCUCCCUGGUCAAACGGGUCCUUUCGGCACUGUUAGACUUUUGCAGUGCCACAAAUCUCAGAGCGCGGCUCUAA